Daucus carota subsp. sativus is the source of this 1345-nucleotide messenger RNA. Its product is annotated as probable O-methyltransferase 3. Gene Ontology annotation, biological process: methylation. NCBI's taxonomy places the organism in Eukaryota, Viridiplantae, Streptophyta, Magnoliopsida, Apiales, Apiaceae. The transcript is spliced from 2 exons. The record is from RefSeq and is a predicted model, not a curated record. The coding region runs from base 114 to 1217 and encodes 367 amino acids. Gene Ontology annotation, molecular function: O-methyltransferase activity; protein dimerization activity; S-adenosylmethionine-dependent methyltransferase activity.
UAUUUUCCUACUUAUAUAAAGAACACUACACUGGAGGAAGCAAGCAUAUAAUUGUCUGUUUGUGUGUUCUUAUUCUUUUGCUCCAUCUAUUUUUUCUUGUCCUCCAGGCCCUUAUGGAGUUGCCUAAUCAAGAAAAUGAGAUGAGUAAAAUGCUGAAUGGCCAAGUCCACAUACUAAACCAGAGUCUCAAGUUCAUAAACUCCAUGUCACUCAAAUGCGCCCUGCACCUUAAUAUACCCGAAAUCAUCAAAAAUCAUUGUGCUCCGAUGACACUGACUGAGCUAAUCACGGCUCUCGGAAUCAACAAGUCCAAAGCAAACUGCUUGUUCCGUCUCAUGCGCAUUUUAAUCAACUCCGGAUAUUUUAUCUCACAAAAAAUCUCCGAAAAUGAACAAGGCUACGUGGUUGCACCCUCUGCAUCAUUUCAUUCGACGAAGGAUGCGUCGUUGAUCCGCAUUGACGUGUCUCUUGUAGCGCCUGUGCUGCAGCCCGCGUUCGUGAAGCCGUGGGAUUAUUUAACCAAAUGGUUUUUAAACGAGGAAUUUUGUGACAUGACGCCGUUCGAGAUGGCGUUUCAAAUGUCGUACUGGGAGUAUUUGAGGAAGGAGGAAAAUGCGGGAAGGCAUUUUAAUGAGUCCGUUGCGAUUGAUGCGCGGUUGAUUGGUGGCGUUAUGAUCAAGGAAUGUAGGGAGAUUUUUGAAGAGAUCGAAUCGGUUGUUGAUGUCGGUGGUGGCACAGGGACGGCCUCGAUGAUAAUUGCGAAUGCGUUUCCGAAUCUGAGGUGCAUAAAUUUUGAUCUGGAACAUGUAGUUGAUGGCUUGACAAGCAGUGAAAAUUUGGUUCAUGUUGCUGGUGAUAUGUUCCAAGCAGUUCCUCCGGCCAACGUGGCUCUGCUUAAGUGGAUUUUACACGACUGGAACGACGAAGAAUGUGUAAAAAUACUCAAGAGAUGCAAAGAAGCGGUUGAAAGCAGCAAAGAGAAGGGCGGAAGAGUGAUGAUCAUCGAGACCGUGGUGAAUCCAGAUGAGAAGCAGAAGCAAGUUGAUGAGGAAACCAGAGAAACACAAUUACUCCUUGAUAUGUUGAUGAUGGUUCUGGUGGGAGGAAAGGAGAGAGAUGAGAAGGAAUGGGGUCAGCUCUUUGCAGAUGCUGGCUUCACUCGUUACAAAAUCACUCCCAUCUUUGGCUUCAGAUCUCUCAUUCAGCUUUAUCCCUGAUCACAAACAGACCUGAGUUGGACAUGCAAUUGCUUCGAUUUAAAUUAUCUGUACAAUGUUCUUUUUUUUCUUUCACUUUUGUUCUUAUUUCAGCAUAUUUCUUGUAUCAGACAAUAUGAGACCAGCAU